Messenger RNA from Schistocerca piceifrons (Central American locust), 4073 nucleotides. Its product is annotated as fizzy-related protein homolog. The transcript is spliced from 11 exons. NCBI's taxonomy places the organism in Eukaryota, Metazoa, Arthropoda, Insecta, Orthoptera, Acrididae. Gene Ontology annotation, cellular component: anaphase-promoting complex. The record is from RefSeq and is a predicted model, not a curated record. Gene Ontology annotation, molecular function: anaphase-promoting complex binding; ubiquitin ligase activator activity; protein binding. Gene Ontology annotation, biological process: anaphase-promoting complex-dependent catabolic process; positive regulation of ubiquitin protein ligase activity; positive regulation of anaphase-promoting complex-dependent catabolic process. Bases 312 to 1898 code for a protein of 528 amino acids.
UAUUGUAUGUGUUUGUGUGUAUGUGGCGUCGUAUGGAGAUAUUUUUAAGUGGAUUUGAAUUUCGCGAGAAGUCAUCUGUGUUAUUAUAGGGACAAGACAUUCCAGACAACUUUCGUAAACGGAUUAUAACAUGUAUGCGCAGUGUAUGGAGAGACUUAAAUGAACAGAACGAAAUUGAAUUUUGUUAAAGAGUGAUUGCAUCUCAGUGCUGCAAACAAUCUCAAAAAGAGACUGUUGACGUAAUAUACAGGUGAAGUGAUAGUUCUGAGGCAUUGUAUUUGUGAAUAAUUUGUUAACAAGUAGGGUCCUGGAUGACGGAGAACGAUAAUGUGAACGGCUGUGUAAAGGAUAGCAGACAACAUAUCAGGAUGUUUAACCACGAUUAUGAGAAACGACUGGUGUGGAUACCUAAAGGGAAUGAGAAAUCAACUAGAAGUCCACUCAGUCCACCUAAUAGUGCAAGUACACCAUUCACACACCCUGAUUCUGCCCUAUCACCAUACAAAUGCUUUCAGCCAGGUAUGGGUGUUUCAUGUGGUCCUGACCGGUUCAUCCCACACAGAGCAACAAACAACUGGCAGAUUAAAUUUUCCAUGAUUUCCGUAAGUCAGGAUAAUACUGUUCGUACAGGGGCAAUUCCAAAAAAAGCAACCCGUGAAACUGGUGAAACAGGUAGAGAUGCUGUUGCGUACUCCUGCCUAUUGAAGAAUGAGCUUCUAGGUUGCAACAUAGAAGAUGUUAAAGGCCAGUCAGAGGAAAGGAGAACCUCAGUAUCACAAGAAGGGAGAAAUCUGUUUCAUUAUUCUCCACCAUCCCAGAAGUCAGUAUCCAGCAGCGAUACAUCAGCUUUAUCUGCCUACUCAUUAUCACCUGUAAGUGCCAAGAGUCAGAAGUUGCUGAGGUCACCCCGUAAAGCUACAAGAAAAAUUUCAAGGAUCCCGUUUAAGGUUCUGGAUGCUCCAGAGCUGCAGGAUGACUUCUAUCUCAAUCUAGUUGACUGGUCUUCGCAAAAUGUACUAAGUGUUGGGCUCGGUAGCUGUGUUUACCUAUGGUCUGCCUGUACAAGCCAAGUUACAAGACUGUGUGACCUUACGGGUGAUGGAAACUCUGUAACAUCUGUGGCCUGGAAUGAAAGGGGUAAUCUGGUAGCUGUUGGCACCCAUCAUGGAUAUGUUCAAGUGUGGGAUGUCAGUCUUAACAAACAAGUUAACAAGAUGCAGGGACAUUCUGCUAGAGUUGGUGCUCUUGCGUGGAAUGGUGACAUCCUCUCUUCUGGUAGCAGAGAUAGACUGAUACUGCAACGUGAUGUGCGUACCCCUGGAGUUGUAGCAGAGAAAAAGCUUGUGGGGCAUAGGCAGGAGGUCUGUGGUCUAAAGUGGUCACCUGAUAAUCAGUACCUGGCAUCAGGAGGUAAUGAUAACCGACUAUAUGUUUGGAAUCUACAUUCCUUAACUCCAGUUCAGACAUACACUGAGCAUCUUGCUGCUGUAAAAGCAAUUGCAUGGUCACCACAUCAUCACGGCUUGCUGGCAAGUGGUGGUGGCACAGCUGACCGAUGCAUUAGAUUUUGGAAUACUCUUACUGGACAGCCAAUGCAGUGUGUGGACACUGGUUCCCAAGUCUGCAACUUAGCCUGGUCAAAACAUUCCUCUGAACUGGUUAGUACCCAUGGCUAUUCCCAGAAUCAGAUACUAGUCUGGAAAUACCCAAGCCUUACACAAGUUGCAAAACUAACAGGACAUUCAUAUAGAGUAUUAUAUUUAGCAAUGUCUCCAGAUGGUGAAGCAAUUGUUACUGGUGCUGGAGAUGAAACAUUGAGGUUUUGGAAUGUUUUCAGCAAAGCAAGGUCACAAAAGGAAAAUAAAUCAGUUCUGAACCUGUACGCAAGCAUACGAUAACUGCAAACUGGCCAGCUCUUGGUUUAAAUGCAGACAUUCAACAUAUUCACUCUGUGUGUGUGUGUGUGUGUGUGUGUGUGUGCACACUUGAAUGUGUGCAUGUUUAUUAAAUGUGAUAUGUGUAGUAAAUAUGUUAUAUUGAAUUACGUCUCUGUAAAGCUAUUAAUUUACUAAAUAUAAAUUGUUACAUAUGUAAUAGGAAUGUCUUACAUAUGUGGAAUGUGAAAUGUAGUAUAACUUACAUUGCAGUUUAAUUUGCUCUUCUGUAUUAUAUUGAUUUCCUCGGGAAAAGAAUCCCUGCUCUGGUUUUUACAAGAGCAGUAUAAUAGCUGUGAAUGGACAUUAUAAGUUUCAGUGUCAAUGUAUAAAUCCAGUAUUUACAAUGUAAAACUCAAAAAGAUGGUGAGUGCCACAUUGUAUAACGUUGCUAAAUUGUUAUAAAAAGAAAAAGCGCCCCCCGCCCCCCCCCACCACCUUCUCUCUCUCUCUCUCUCUCUCUCUGUCUCUCUCUCUGUGUGUGUGUGUGUGUGUGUGUGUGUGUGUGUGUGUGUGUGUGUGUUUGUGUUUGUUUGUUUGUGUGUGAUAAAUUUAUACACAUGGUGUACAACACUUGAAAGUAAGCUGAUACGUAAAACGUAUGUUGAUGUACUGUAUGUGGAAUUAAUGCUUAUUAUAUGUAAUGAUAUUGCCAUUGUAUGUAUGAUAUUCUUGCUGUGCAAAGGUUUUGGUUGUUAACUGAUUUAUUGUAGACGUAUUUCGUGUUGAAAUUGUGAAUUUUAUUUUGUUGAAUAUUUCACAUAAUUAUUGUUGUUAUAAACAUGAAAGUCUGAGUCUUUUGUACUGUUCUGUUACUUUUUGCAUGUAUGUAUUUUUUUUGUGUGUGUGUUCUUCUUAUUGUAAAUUUUGAAAGUUGUAGUGUGUGUUCACAUUUUCAUGAAAUAAAUUUUUUGUGAGCUUGACUAAAGACCUUUAUAUGGAUGUAUAGAUCGCUAUAUUAGUCUUGCCAGUCUCAUAGUUUGAAAAUUAGUAAUUGUUAUACAAGGGCUGUUCAGAAAGUAAUUUAAGUUUUUCUGCUGCUCAAUGAGAGAAGGUGCUAGUGUCCCCAUCUUAGUUUCGGGGCAUCUACUGAAUCAUUAUGUAUCAUGUGAUUGUUUGUGGUGCAUGUUGCCUCUACUUUGUUCACUGUGAAUGUUUAAAAUGUGUGUUGCAGUAGAAAAUCCUGCAAGUUAUGAAGUGCGAUCAGUGAUUAGUUUUUUAUUUGCCAAUAAAACCGAUUGGAAUGUAUCAGGAACUUUGUACGAUGUAUGGAAAUGAUAUAAUUAGUGAAGCCAGAGUGAGACAAUGGUGCAUCAUGUUUAACAGUGGCACACUAGUGUUUUCAGGGAAGCACGAAGUGAUAAGCCAAGCAUUGUCAAGGCUGAACUGGUAGAGAAAAUCAGUGUAAAGAUAUGGAAAAAAAUUGUGAAACAUUAAAAAAACUGGAGGAGAGUGAUACAAAACAAGCAUUGAGGAAAAUUGCAUUAAAAGAUUUUUCUUUCCAUCUGUGACAAUGAAUAACUAUACACAACCAUUUGAACUCAACAGAUCUUGGAUGGUUUUGUUAUGGGAGCAUGAUGGUCAUUCACAGUUCAGUUUGGACCUUCAUCUGAGUGAUUUUCACUUGUUUCCACACAUGAGGACCUGGGUCGCAACACGGCACUUCAGCAAUGAUGAGAAACUGCAUGCAACCAUUCAUGCAUGGUUGAACCCUCAGUAGGCAAGAUUCUAUGAUGGAAUUAACAACAAAGUGAAUCGUUGUGAUGUCGUACUAUAUAUAGAGAUUACGUUGAAAAAUAGCUGAAUAGUUUGGCUUUCAAAUGUAUAUUAUAAUAUGUGUUUCAUUUGAUUUUUUUUAUUCUGAAAUGUAAGUUACUUUCUGAAUAGCCCUCACAUAAUGUAUGGACAAAUUACAAAAAGCUAUUACAUAUUUUCUGAUUUGAAAUAUGCCAUUGAAGUGCGCAAAGAUUAUAACUUACUCAGCAGUAAUAUGGGCACCAAGCAGCAGAAGGAUAAGCUGAAUUGAGGUUGUAAGAGACAAAAAUAAAAUUAUGAGGAAGAAAAGCCUACAAAAUGAACAGUCAGUAUUAGAAAACAAUGUAAUUAUGAUUCUUGAUUAUUUCCGGUUUACUUGUGUCC